This is a messenger RNA of Mandrillus leucophaeus (drill), 2583 nucleotides long. It is a transcript of the gene HAP1, whose product is annotated as huntingtin-associated protein 1. Gene Ontology annotation, biological process: neurogenesis; anterograde axonal transport of mitochondrion; neurotrophin TRK receptor signaling pathway. The record is from RefSeq and is a predicted model, not a curated record. Gene Ontology annotation, cellular component: dendrite. Gene Ontology annotation, molecular function: signaling receptor binding. Lineage: Eukaryota; Metazoa; Chordata; Mammalia; Primates; Cercopithecidae.
AUGGGGCAAGACAGAAAAGUGCCUGAGCUGGGGAAGCCGGGGCGUGACUUCCUGCUGUACCCCGUGCCUCCAGAGGUCCUCCCUGCCCUAGCUGACCCUGAGAAGUGCUCUUGGCUGACCCCUCUGGUGUGUGCCAUGCCCGGGACAGCCAGCAGCCCCCUCCUGUUCUUUGUCCAUGCUGUUCCCGCUGUCUGGGUGCCUCCACUGUUCACCUGCUGGGAUCGGCUCGGACCUGACUCCAGGAACACCUGCGCCAUGACCUCCACCCCCAGCAGGGAUGAGCAGUUGCUUCUCGGCAGCCCCCACCCCUACGCGUGGUCCGGCCCGGCGGCUGGCGCAGGUUAUAAAGGUCCCGCCGCUACAGCUGACAGCGGACUCAAGAUGCGUCCGAAGGUGUCCGGGAGGGGUUGCGCUGGGAGCCGGCCGGGACCCGGACCCGGACCCGGACUCGGACCCGGACCCGGGGACCCAGCAGCACUCACCUGUGCACCCUCGCCCUCAGCCAGUCCCGCUCUGGAGCCCUCUGCGCAGCCGCAGGCACGGGGCACUGGACAGAGAGCAGGAUCCCGAGCUGCCUCUGGAUCCCAAGUCCUCUCGGAAGCCGGCACUGGAGCUCGCCCGGCCUCCGAGGCUGGAGUCAAGGCAGGAGCCCGGCGCCCGUCUGCAUUCUCGGCCAUCCAAGGGGAUGUCCGGUCUGUGCCCAACAAUUCGGACGCGCCGUGGGCCCGCUUGGUAUUCCAAGGGCCGUUUGGUUCCCGGGCCACUGGCCUGGGGACUGGAAAGGCAGUGGGCAUCUGGAAGACACCAGCCGCCUACUUUGGCCGGCGACCCGGGGUGUCCGGCCCUGAGCGCGCCGCCUUUAUUCGGGAGCUGGAGGAAGCACUGUGUCCUAACCUACAUCCGCCAGUCAAAAAGAUUACCCAGGAAGACGUCAAAGUGAUGUUAUAUUUGCUGCAGGAGCUUCUCCCACCUGUCUGGGAUCCCAGACACCGGGAGAGCAUUACCUAUGGGUGAUGGUCCUUCUGCAGAGAGAGGGACCUGAACACUGCAGCUCGAAUCGGCCAGUCCCUGGUGCAACAGAACAGUGUUUUGAUGGAGGAGAACAGCACCCUGCUGGGCUCAGCCAAGGAGGAGAUUUUACACCUCAGACACCAGGUGAACUUGCGGGAUGACCUCCUCCAGCUCUACUCAGAUUCGGAUGAGAAGGAAGAGGAGGAGGCAGAGGAAGACCAGCAGCAUGCUCAUCCCUGUGAUGCCCCCAAGCUGUGAGAUUUCACGGAGGCAUUGCUGCACCAGCACCACUGCCCACAGCUGGAAGCCUUGCAGGAGAAGCUGAGGCUGCUGGAAGAGGAGAAUCAUCAGCUGAGAGAAGAGGCCUCUCAACUUGACACCCUUGAGGAUGAGGAACAGAUGCUCAUUCUGCAAUGUGUGGAGCAGUUUUGUACAAGGAAGUAUGAGAUGCCCACAGGGGACACAUCCAGCCUAAGGUAUGAUUUUUGCAACAGUGAGGAUGGAGAGCAGGUGCAGGGGUUUGAGGCUGAGGAAGGGUUGAUGCUGGCAGCAGAUAUUAUGCCGGGGGAAGAUUUCACGCCUGCAGAGAAGUUGGUGCCCGAGGAGGAGCUGGGGACUGCCGAAAAGGUGCUGGCUGAGGAAGGGGUGAUGAAAGAGGCAGAGCUGGUGUUGGAGGAGACUGAGGGCUGGGAGGAGGUGGAACCGGAGCUGGAUGAGGCAACGCGGAUGAACAUGGUGACGUCAGCCCUGGAGGCCAGUGGCUUGGGCCCUUCACACCUGGACAUGAAAUAUGUCCUCCAGCAGCAGGCCAACUGGCAGGAUGCCCAUUACAGGCGGCAGCUGAGGCGGAAGAUGUUCCAGAAAGGUGAGUGCCCCCACGGGGACCUCCCUGCCACCAGCCGGACAAGCUGCAGAUCCUCGUGCCGAUGAAAAGAGAGGGUGGAUAAACUCCCCGAGUGCUCACCUACCCCAGCCUGGCCCUACCCGGAGUGCUGAUUUGCAUGGACUUUGCAUAUCGUUUGCAUAGGCAUAUCCGAUCCCCUUCAGUGGGAACUGUAGAGCCAGUGCUCAUUUAUGUGGCAUUUGCUUAGGAUUUCAGAUCUCUAUCCACUUUUCUCCUGGGGGCUGGGCUGGGGGUCAGGACUGGGAUUGUGCCCCCACACUGCACCUCAGCUUCCCAUCUCCGCCUGCCUGCUUCUCCUGCCCCCUACCCCUGCCUCCUCUGUCCCCCAGGCUCUCCAACCCUGCAGCAGUGGCAGCAGCAGUCAAAAUAAGCACGGGGGUGGGAUUGUGGAGCUGCCCAGGGGCUGACCCAGGCUGGAGGACAGGCCCAGCUACCGUCCCAGGGCCUGGGAGGAAGAGGGGCCUUCUGGGGCUGCCCAGGCUACGGGGACAAAGGCCUCCACCAGCAAGGGCCACAGUUGGACCAGUCCCCUGGGUGAGUCGGAAGGUGGGCUAGGGCCUCCUGCAGGGUUGGGAGGUGGAACAGGGUCUCCUCUCCCCAGCUAGAAACCCCAAAGUCUGGGAGCUGCACCUGCUGAGUGCAGGCCUUGUGAGCCCUGCCUCUUUAAG